ACAACACAUCUUCAUAUCAGCAUCCAUUCCACAGUUGCCUACCAUCGGCUGCGCACCAGAGACGGGCGAUAACUAGGAUAUGUCAAGGCGUGCGAUGCUUUUGCUUGAUUAAUGCCUUUUCUUUCCUUGGAUUGUACUGUUUUUUUAUCUGCAUUUUCCAAGAUGGUUUGAGGUUUCACCUUGAUGUGCACAAUAUCAAAUGAAUUGACUGCUACUGUUUAAGAAGCCAUCACUGCAGUGCCAUUAUUUUUUUCAUUUACUUGAGGACAAAUAUCACACUGCACUUUUGACCUAGCUGAGAAGGAGAGCCAAGUGGAAAGAGAGAAUCUGCUCUGACCGACUCCUGAUCCAUCCAGUACGUACCUUCCUGUCAGGACGACAAGGACCUACUGUGGCAUUAGAUGCCUGAAAGGAACUGACGCUUGUAGCCAGGGUCUCCCAGCUCAGAAGCAUUGAGAUCCUCAGGACCUCCCCUGCCAUUCUCUUUGGUCGGUCAUCCACUAACCUAGAGAGGCUAACGCCCCUGGAUAUUGGUACUCAGUCACCAUGGGAACCGUGCUGUCGCUCUCGCCCAGCUACAGGAAGGCGGCCCUCUGCGAAGAUGGGCCAGCCACAGUGGGCCACUACGCGGCCGUUCAGAACAGCAAGAACGCCAAAGACAAGAACCUGAAGCGUCACUCGCUCAUCAACGUUCUGCCAUGGAAGCGGAUCGUGGCUGUUUCGGCCAAGAAAAAAAGCUCAAAGAAGGUGCAGCCCAACGCUACAUACCAGAACAAUGUGACCCAUUUCAACAACGAGAACCUGAAGAAGUCUCAGUCCUGCGCCAACCUGUCCACCUUCGCUCAGGACCAGAGCACCCCGGCCCUCGUCAAGAGCUCCAACAAUGCCGCCUUGUCAGUCAAGAAGGCCCCCCUGACCAACUCUAAUGCAGCCCCCGGCACGCCCAAGAGGGUGAUCGUCCAGGCCUCCACCAGCGAGCUCCUGCGCUGCCUGGGUGAGUUCCUGUGCCGGCGCUGCUACCGACUGAAACACCUGCCCCCCACUGACCCGGUGCUGUGGCUGCGGAGCGUGGACCGCUCGCUGCUUCUUCAGGGUUGGCAAGAUCAGGGGUUCAUCACCCCGGCCAACGUGGUGUUUGUCUACAUGCUGUGCCGCGACGUGGUCUCCUCCGAGGUGGCCAAUGAGCACGAGUUGCAGGCCGUGCUGCUCACCUGCCUCUACCUGUCCUACUCAUACAUGGGCAAUGAAAUCUCCUACCCGCUCAAGCCCUUCCUGGUGGAGAGCUCCAAGGAGACGUUCUGGGACCGCUGCCUGUCCAUAAUCAACCUGAUGAGCGCUAAGAUGCUCCAGAUCAACUCGGACCCGCACUAUUUCACCCAGGUGUUUGCCGACCUAAAGAACGAAAGCCAGAAGGAGGAGGAGAGGAGCCGCUUGCUCAUUGGUCUGGACCGGUGAGGGU
Oncorhynchus masou masou (cherry salmon) is the source of this 1459-nucleotide messenger RNA. Its product is annotated as cyclin-dependent kinase 5 activator 1-like. Gene Ontology annotation, molecular function: cyclin-dependent protein serine/threonine kinase activator activity; protein kinase binding. The coding region runs from base 547 to 1455 and encodes 302 amino acids. Gene Ontology annotation, cellular component: cytoplasm; growth cone; protein kinase 5 complex. Gene Ontology annotation, biological process: brain development; axon guidance. The record is from RefSeq and is a predicted model, not a curated record. Lineage: Eukaryota; Metazoa; Chordata; Actinopteri; Salmoniformes; Salmonidae. The transcript is spliced from 2 exons.